This is a messenger RNA of Nematocida homosporus, 2223 nucleotides long. RefSeq lists its product as uncharacterized. NCBI's taxonomy places the organism in Eukaryota, Fungi, Microsporidia. The record is from RefSeq and is a predicted model, not a curated record. The transcript has a single exon. Bases 1 to 2223 code for a protein of 740 amino acids.
AUGCGUGUUCAAGAUGUACUACAGAGAUUACUUUCUUAUAUCUACUCAGCUGCUGAAAGUGUUACUAUGCAGAUGUUGCCUAAAAAGUGGAUUCGUAAGGAAAAAGACCGAUUAAGACCUUUUAUGUUACGAGAUAGUGAGUAUAGAUCAGUUUAUAAGCAAAUAUUAAGACGAGUUCAACCUAGGAGUAAAGGCCUAUCAGUAGUUGAAGUAGAAGAAAUUGCCGGAUUAAUUGAGAAUGUUUUAGAAGCUGAAGUAAUUCCUGAGUUCUUAGAACAAAUAGAAGUAAUUAAGGCACGAGCGGCAGGAGAAGAGAUAGAUAGAGAGAGAUUAAGUAGGUUUUGGAGAUAUAUUGCUAGAGGUACCAAUAAUAAUAACUUAGAUAUGCCUAUUAGUAAUGUUAGUAGUGUUGAUAGUGGUGUUGAUAAUGUAAGUAGUGGUAAUGGUUUAGUUGAUGGUAAUGUUAAUAGUAAUGUUAAUGGUGACGUAAAUGGUGACGUAAGUAAUGUAGUUGAUAAGGGCGUAAAUGGUGACGUAAGUAGUGUAGUUGAUAAGGACGUAAAUGAUGACGUAAUGGGAGAUAAGAAAGUGGCAGGUAAAGUUAAGCCUUAUAAAGUAGUAGGUAUUCCUCCUGGGGCUAUUCCUAAUUCAAUUGAGUUGCGAAUGGUUAGGCAGGGAGUUAAAGGGAGUAGUAGUGGUGAGAAAGGUAGAUUGUGUGAAGAUUUACGGUUGGGAAUGGGUAAAGAACCUGGUCGUGAGUUGUUUAGUACUAAUCAUCCUUAUUUAGCUAUGCGGCCUUAUACUAGUUAUGCUGAGGAUCAAGAGUACUUACGCCGGGUUAAGGAAGGACUAGUACCUGGUGGUUUAGAGGAGAGGAAGAGUAUGUCGGCUGAAGAUGUAGCUAAAGCUCAUGCUAGAGAGAAGAAGAGACAAGCUAUUCUUCAAGAGAUUCCACAAGAGAAAAGGAUCUAUGCCAACGAAUCCGAAGAUAGUUUAACUCCUAAAUCUAAUGCUGAACUUAUCUUUAAUAAUCCUUUAACUAAUCCUUUAACUAACCCCAUAACUAACCAGAGUAUUAAUCAGAGUACUAUACAAAUGAGUUCUGGUCGGGAUAGUUUAGAUAUGCCUAGUGAUAAGAGCUUUUCAACCGAUCGAAGUUAUAAGGGUAUUUCUUUACAGAAUGGGUCUUUAGAUGAUCUGAGUAAGAAAAGACCUUCGGCUGAUUUUGGGUUUGCCAAUCAAAGUAGUUCUAUUUUAACUCAGCCGGACUCUUCUACUAAUACGCCUAGUAUUCCUACUAAUACGCCUACUCCAACCUUUUCUUUUGGUACUGAUCCUAAUAUCUCUUUCUCCUUUGGUUCUUCAUCUCAACCCACUCAAUCCACUCCAUCCCAAACUCAACCCAACCCUACUCAACCUACUCAAUCCAACCAAUCACUACCACCCCAGCCGACCUUCUCUUUCUCUUCCAAAAUCACCGGAACAGAUAAGUCGGAUUCUUCUAAAACUCCUAGUUUGUUUGGUCUGGGCUCUUCUACUUCGGCCUUUAGUAACCCUACCUCAACUUCUGGUAUAUUAAGUAAGCCUUCAGUUACUACUACUACUUCUAAUACUCCUAAUACCACCAACGCACCUAAUACCACCAACGCACCUAAUACCACUUCUAGCACACCCUUUAUUAAUCCUAUUACCAAUACCAAUCCUAUUACUAAUACCAAUCCAAUUACUAAUCCCAAUCCUAUUACCAAUACCAAUACCAAUUCCACCUUAACCCACUCAACUCAACCUAAACCUGUAUUUGGUACCUUUGGCACUGGUUCUUCUAACCCUUUUUCGGGUGGGACAACGAGUUUUUCUAAUCCUUUUAGUAAUAAGCCUUCCUCUGAAACAGGAACUCAUUCUGGACCCACUUCUAAUAAUACUGGUUUUGGCCAAAGUCUUAAUCAAAAUUCUAACUUUAAUCAAAAUUUUGGUCAAAAUUCUGGUUUUAAUCAAAAUCAAAAUCUAAACUCUACUCCUAAUCUACAUACUAAUCUAAAUGCCAAUUUAAAUACUAAUAAUACUAGUGGCUCAAAUGGACCUUCUCAAUUUAGCUUAAAUUCAUCAAUUUUCAAUCCACCGGCUCCUUUUACUUCGGAAGCUAAACAACCUGAAUAUACCAGUCCAUUUGCUAAUCAAGAAACAACUAGAAAGAGAUCUUCUUCCUUAUUUGGCAAAAAAUAA